UUUAAAUACCAAUGUUUUAUUAUUUUGUGUUAUAAUCAAAAAAACCUAGACCUGAAGUUUUGGCUGAAAUGAUGUUCAAUUGAGUCUAAAAAUCACAAAAUAUAUAUUUAUUAUUUUAUAAUAGAUAUUAAUAAUUCAUUAAAUUAAAUUAAUUGUAUUUUUACUUGUUUGACAAAAUCUAAAUAAUCCUUUGAGGUUUAUAAAAUGAGUAAUAUUUAUAUACAAGAACCUCCUACUUCUGGCAAAGUUGUGCUGAAAACUUCAUUUGGAGAUAUUGAAAUUGAAUUAUGGUCAAGGGAAUCACCAAAAGCUUGUAGAAAUUUUGUUCAAUUAUGUAUUGAAGGAUAUUAUGAUGGAGUCUUGUUUCAUCGUAUUGUUAAGGGUUUUAUAGCUCAGGGUGGAGAUCCAACUGGAACUGGAGCGGGUGGUGAAUCAAUUUAUGGCCAUCCAUUUAAAGAUGAAAUACAUUCACGUCUUCGGUUUAAUCGACGUGGUUUGGUGGCUAUGGCAAAUGCCGGAAAAGAUGAUAAUGGAUCUCAAUUCUUUUUUACUUUAGGAUCUACUCCAGAACUACAAUCCAAACAUACAAUAUUUGGAAAAGUUGCUGGUGACACUAUCUUUAAUUUAACCAAAUUAAAUGAAACUCUUGUGGAUACGGAAGAUAAACCAGUUUAUGAUCAAAAAAUACUAAAAACUAUAGUACUAAAUAAUCCUUUCCCUGAUAUUGUUCCUAGAGUUGAAAAAAAGAGUGAAAAAAUUGAAAAACUUUCAAAAAAAAAAGAGGUUAUUGGUGUCAAAAAUUUUAAACUUUUAUCAUUUGGUGAAGAAGCUGAAGAAGAUGAAGAAGAACUUAUUGAUGUUGUUAAGGAGUUUAGUGGUAGACCAAAAUCAACUCAUGAUGUUCUUAAGGAUCCUCUGUUAAGUUCAGAACCUGCUGUUGUAGAUAAUGAACUUACAGAUGACAUAGCUAUACCUUCUAGUGAUCAGAUAUCAAAAAUAAGUAUUGAUGAUGUUCGGUUAAAAUUGUCAUCUAAUAGUAAACAUAAAAAAAGUGUACCUAAAUCAGUUGAACAAUCUAAUGAAGAAGAUUCUGAUGAUUAUGAACUUGGAAAAGAUCUAAAAGAAGAGAAAAAGAGAAAAGCAGAAGAAAUCCGGAAAGAAAUAAAUCAAAUCAAAUCUCAACUUUCAAAAAAAAAAAAAGAUAAAAAAAAAGACCUAGAUAUAGACAAUACACCUAGUAUACCAUUAGUGCCUAUUGAUCCACUUAAGCAUCAAUAUUUGGAAGAUAUAAAAAAGUAUUCUUCUAAAAAAAAUGAAAUUCCAAAAAAAGGUUCAAAUAGAGAAGAAUUUGCUCUUAGUCUUUUAGAACAAUUCAAAAAUAAAUUACAUAAUGCUAUACAAUCAAGCCAAGAAAAACCCGAAACAAAAUCAAAAUCUGAAACAGAAGAAGAUGAUGAUUGGAAAAGCCAUCCACUUCAAUUUCAGAAGGAAGAUGCUGUACUAGCAAAAGAUGCAAAUAAAAAAGAUGACGAUUGGUUUGAAAUAUAUGAUCCUAGAAGUGCUAUCAAUAAAAGGAAACGUGAAUUGAAUAAAUUAAAUUCAAAAACUGAGAAGGAAAAAAAAAUUAAACUUUAAAAUAUAAAAAAUGUAUUCAAUGUAUCUUACUUUUUUUAUAAUGUAUAAUAAAUUUGGUUAUUUUUGUUUAAUGUAUUAUAAUAAAAUAUUAUUGAAAUGUAAUCAAGUCGUCAAAUUAAAAAUAUUAAAAUAAAAUUAUUACAUUAAAACGUACUAUUAUUGGACACAUAAAGAAAUUUAUUAAAUUAAGUUUUUAUUUGAUAUUCAUUUUUACUGUACUUAGUAAUAUCAUUGAUUAUAAAUAUUUAAUUUAUUAGUUAUUUAUUAUAAGUAUUUAUAAUCAAUGGUAAUAUAUACAAUAGUCUUGAUAUAACAUAUUUUAUUUAUCUUAUUUUCAAGUGUUUAUUCAAUUUGUCAAUAAAAACAAAUUUUAUUCAGUA
Messenger RNA from Rhopalosiphum padi (bird cherry-oat aphid), 2015 nucleotides. RefSeq names its product spliceosome-associated protein CWC27 homolog. Gene Ontology annotation, cellular component: catalytic step 2 spliceosome. The transcript has 9 exons. Gene Ontology annotation, biological process: protein peptidyl-prolyl isomerization; protein folding. Bases 205 to 1635 code for a protein of 476 amino acids. Lineage: Eukaryota; Metazoa; Arthropoda; Insecta; Hemiptera; Aphididae. The record is from RefSeq and is a predicted model, not a curated record. Gene Ontology annotation, molecular function: peptidyl-prolyl cis-trans isomerase activity.